CUCUUUCGAAGUUGUAAUUAAGCUCCCCUAACUCUGCUGCUCCUCUUCUUCAUUUUUCUCUAUUUUCAGUGAAUCAAAACAACAGUCACAGAUUGUUUGUUACUAAAGCAACAAUGGUUGACGUCGACCGGCGGAUGUCCGGUCUGAAUCCGGCUCAUGUAGCUGGUUUACGCCGUCUCUCUGCUCGUGCUUCCGCUCCUUCAACUCCGACUUCUCUUCCUCUUCGCAACGGUCUUCAGUCUCUUUCUUCUCUAGCUGAUAAAGUUAUAACCCAUUUACGAGAUUCGGGUUUCCAAGUCCAGCCAGGUUUAUUGGACGCUGAGUUCGCCCGAGCCGAAGCCGAGUUCGGUUUCGUUUUCCCACCUGACCUCCGAGCCAUAUUAUCAGCCGGGUUACCUGUGGGUCCUGGUUUUCCCGAUUGGCGAUCUGUUGGAGCCCGACUCCAUCUUCGGGCUUCGUUUGAUCUUCCCAUCGCUGCAAUUUCCUUUCAAAUAGCGCGCAACACUUUAUGGUCCAAAUCUUGGGGGCCCAGACCCUCUGACCCCGAGAAAGCUUUACGGGUCGCAAGGAAUGCCCUUAAACGAGCUCCCCUUUUGAUCCCCAUUUUUAAUCACUGCUAUAUUCCCUGCAAUCCGUCUUUAGCCGGUAAUCCAAUUUUCUUCAUUGAUGAAACCCGGGUUUUCUGUUGCGGAUUCGAUCUAUCUGAUUUUUUUGAGAGGGAAUCCUUGUUCCGAGGUUCCGAACCCGACCCGGGAUCAUUGAAGAAGCAGAGAUCGGUUAGUGAAAAAUCAGCUGGGUCGUCCACUCAUUUUUCAAGGCGUAGUUUGGAUGCGGGUUUGGUAACCGGGACGAGAACCCCUAGAUGGGUCGAGUUCUGGAGCGACGCCGCGGUUGAUCGGCGCCGGAGAUUCUCGUCGUCGUCCUCGUCGAAUUCGUCGCCUGAGAGGUACUUGGAUAUGCCGAGAACCAAAAUCCCGAAAUGGGUCGACGAUUACAUUGAUCAAAUCGGGUGUGUCCUUAGAGAAGGCGGGUGGGGGGAAUGUGAUGUAGCGGAAAUCAGACACGUGUCAGCAUCUGGGUUCUUCGAAGAAGAGAUGGUUUUAUUGGAUAAUCAAGCUGUUCUUGAUGCGCUUCUUUUAAAAGUGGAUCGGUUCUCAGAUUCGCUCCGAAAAGCCGGAUGGAGCUCCGAAGAAGUUUCGGAUGCACUGGGGUUUGAUUACCGACUGGAGAAGGAAAAGAAACCUGCAAAGAAAUUAUCCCCUCAGCUAGUAGAAAAAAUUGGGAAACUUGCUGAAUCGGUUACCCGGUCAUGACAGAGCUUCUAGUUUGUGUUAUAAAAAUUUCCUGGGGGUUUGGAUUAAGAUAAAAAAUAGUAAAAAUAUGGGGUGCCGCGUUGUACCUUGAAAAACAGAGAAGAAGAGAAAGGAGGUGUAAAAAAAUGAAAUCACAUUGUUGUUGUUCAUAAUAUCAAAUAAUGAUUAGGUAUUUUCUUUUGCUUGCAA
Gossypium raimondii (Peruvian cotton) is the source of this 1502-nucleotide messenger RNA. RefSeq lists its product as uncharacterized. The record is from RefSeq and is a predicted model, not a curated record. Bases 114 to 1313 code for a protein of 399 amino acids. The transcript has a single exon. NCBI's taxonomy places the organism in Eukaryota, Viridiplantae, Streptophyta, Magnoliopsida, Malvales, Malvaceae.